UCAUCCCUUCCUUUCUCUUCUCGCCCAAACUUUCCUUUCGUUUGUUUUCUUUUUUAUCCUGAACUCCCAAUUCUUUUCUCUUCUCACCCAGGCUUUCUUUUGUUUUGUUUUCUUUUCUUUUCUUUUCUACCAACUCCCAAUCUUGUUUGUCAUGGAAGAGAACCCUUGUUCAGAAACCCAUUCUUCAGCCCAACUCCGUGACGAAUGGCUGGAAAUUCAAGAUUCGCUCAAGAAAAAACUGAUCACAGAUGAUGAUUUCUACUGGAAGCUACGCCUUCCCGCAAAGAAAGAAGAAGAAGAAGAGAUACUGAGACAUGUGGGUGGAGUUGAUUUGAGCUUCGCAAAAGACGAUCCUUCAACGGCAUGUGGUACUCUUGUGGUGUUGGAUCUCCUCAACAAUCUUAAUGUUGUCUAUGAAGAUUCGUCUCUUGUUAAGCUUGAUGUUCCUUAUGUUCCUGGCUUCCUUGCCUUCAGAGAGGCUCCUGUACUUCUAGAGCUUCUGGAGAAAAUGAAGAAGUCUGCACAUCCAUUCUACCCCCAAUUAUUGAUGGUUGAUGGCAAUGGCAUUCUUCAUCCUCGAGGCUUUGGAUUGGCUUGUCAUCUUGGAGUUCUGGCUAAUCUUCCUACAGUUGGGAUAGGAAAAAAUUUACAUCAUGUUGAUGGUCUGACCCUUGCAAAAGUCAGACAACUCCUUGAAGUCAAAGAAAACUCAUCUAGAGAUGUCUUUACUCUAAUCGGGGACUCUGGGAGAACUUUUGGAAUGGCUUUGAGAUCAACCCAAGGCUUAUUGAAACCCAUUUUUGUUUCAGUUGGUCACCGUGUAUCGCUUGCUACUGCCAUUAAAGUUGUAAAGAUGACUUGCAGAUUCCGCAUCCCAGAACCCAUCCGGCAGGCUGAUAUCAGAUCAAAACAAAAACUCAGUAGUCUGUUCUAAAGAGCAAUGGCUUUUAAACACUGGUAUUUUUUCUUCUACAUUUCUCUUUUCAAUACAUUAAUUAGCAUGGGCGAAUGGCCCAACUUUUGGAACGUACUACAGCCCCGGUGGCAAAGAGCCGAUUGUGGGGUGCCAAACCUUCACGAUGAUGUGAGCUAUUGGGGAAGAUCAGCCUGAUAUCCCUAGUAUAACUUUUAACCAUUGAGUGAUGUCUUUCCAACAAAUCACUAAGGCCGACAUUCAUCCUUGGAACUUGCUAGAAGUUUGAUCAUCUAGGGUCUUUGAUAUUCCUUGUAAUUUUAGUUUUCUUUUAUUUUUUGAAUGUUUCUCUGACAACUAGUAGGUGUCAACAAUAUGUAGUGAUGAAGAAAUCUCAUUAAUUUCGGAGUGCUGGUACUUCGAAUUUUUGUUGUAUCUUUGUAGCUCAAAUGUUUGUCACGUCUUGUCAGUUUCGUAAAAAUUUAUAUUUUCUAGCGUCAAA
Molecule: messenger RNA, 1415 nt
Organism: Coffea arabica (coffee)
Lineage: Eukaryota; Viridiplantae; Streptophyta; Magnoliopsida; Gentianales; Rubiaceae
Biological process (GO): DNA repair
Cellular component (GO): cytoplasm; nucleolus
Molecular function (GO): RNA endonuclease activity producing 5'-phosphomonoesters, hydrolytic mechanism; single-stranded RNA binding
Source: RefSeq, a predicted model, not a curated record